Molecule: messenger RNA, 3897 nt
Organism: Colletotrichum acutatum
Lineage: Eukaryota; Fungi; Ascomycota; Sordariomycetes; Glomerellales; Glomerellaceae
Product: GATA transcription factor
Exons: 2
Coding region: 1-3897 (1298 amino acids)
Biological process (GO): rDNA heterochromatin formation; regulation of transcription by RNA polymerase II; silent mating-type cassette heterochromatin formation
Molecular function (GO): zinc ion binding
Source: RefSeq, a predicted model, not a curated record
AUGGCGUCGCCAAUGCCAUCAGCGCCUGUGGGUAACUGGGGAGGUAACGGCCAAGCGAUGCCACCACAGCCUCCUCCUGGCCCAGCAGAUAUGGAUGAUGCGGGUGUCCAGAUUCGAACCAUGGGCCUCAAGGUCAUUUACGCGUUCGCCGACAGCGGCGAGAGCUUCCUGGCACGACACUCAGAACUACUCACCGUCCAGACAGUACCAAUCGACGAGAAAACCACAGUCGGCAUGGUAGACUUGAAGUUGUGUGCCCAGGCCGUUGUUAAGUGCAGCCCUGAGCUGCUGAGCGACGCCACUCGCGACUUCGCCGUCUACGCAUACGACUACUCCGAACCCGAUGAGCCAUUGGUCGGACAGGGCUUCCUAGGAUGGAUCAUGAACAACACAGAUGGCAAGAGGAUCAUUGGCCGCACCACCAGGAAUCCUCUUUCGGUUUUUAGCGGUGGCGUCAAGGAGAUCUUGGAGAUCAAACUGAAGCUGAAGCCAGUAGCCGCCAUGACACAACCGAGAUACGAAGUCGAACCUAGACCAGACGCUCGACACUCAUAUCAGCGCUCUGAAAGCCACAUGAGCGUCGAGAUACAACCCACGAGACCCAAUGAGGGUGCACUCACGCCCAAUAGCCAUGCCGAGUGGGCCAGCUUCAUGCAGUCGAAUCAGCAGAUGGGCAACCAGCAACAUCCCCAAAAUGGUGCAUCCCCUCACCACCUGCCCCAGCACCACAACGAGUUCCAUCAUCAACCACAACCACCACAGCAACGACAACAAAUGCAGCGAAGCAAUUCUUUUGCCUACAAUGGACCCCCGCCACAGCAAAUGCAAAAUUCACAACUUCAACAGACCAUACGCCAAGCGCCCAUGCAAAAUUCUGAAGGGCCUAAUCGGGUGGCCCCUACCCUUGUUGACACAGCAACCGAGACCCAAGUGAAUCCACCAUCGAGACCAUCAUCCAGGGCUUCAAACACAUCAAAGAAAUCAAGAUCUACCGGACGACCGCGUGGUCGCCCCCGAAAGCAGCCGAGGGCUGAGACUCAAGGUAACACGUCGGGCUAUGAGGAUGGAACCGAUGGCGACGAUGGUCCAGCCAAGAAGAAGAGGGCAACCAUGACCCAGGUCACAGGCAACAUCAAUGCCCCUUUUGGUGGCGGCUCUGGCCCUCUCCGCGUCACAGCAAGCACGGCUGGCUCCUUGCGAACCUUGCGACCGGCCGGAAUUUCUCAAGACCCUUCUAUGGGCCCUCACAUGCAGGAUGUGCCUAGAGCCCCGACACCCGUCCCAGACAGAGGUCCCUCAAUGCCACAGGGUGGCAAGGCCACGAAGGGUAGCAAGUUGCGUCGGCAGUCGACAUUGAGCCAGGCCGCCACGCCUCCCAGCCAACCCCAGUUUUCCGAACCGCCCUUUGCCAUGUCUCCGAGUCAACAAGAUGGCCGCUCCCCGGACUCAGAGGCCGUGUCUCCCAACUUCUCCGAGGACAGCCCUGCAGCCAUUGGAUCUUCACCGCCCGUCCCUCGUACCACCAGCUUUGUGCGGUCAAGUCCGCCGGCGUCCAGCCCGAUACUCCCUCCUAUGCGAAUGCCAAUGCCAAUGCCACAGCAUGACUCUGGCUUUAUGAGCGGCGGCGUUGACGACCUUUUCGAUGGCGACAUUAUGAAGCCACUUCCGAAACCCGUUGCUACUGCACCGAAACAAUCCAAAGGGCGAAAAACGAAUCGCAAUGAGACCAAGGAACACAUAGAUGAAUCCGGUAUCCCCAUCCAAGUCUUUCAGCUGGCGGAGCAUGUACCCAGCGAAAUAGAUAAUGCUCCGAAGAUCCGGAAGCAACCCCCUCCUAAAGCACCCACUUCGACGCCGUCGACAGAGCCAUUACUGCCUCCUCUACAGCACGCCGUCGGCGAGUCCAACAUGACAGUGCCUCCGCAGCCUGCGGGAAAAGAGCCCUCACCACAACAAGAGGAGCCGGUUGUGGUGAUAAAGCCUGAUGUCGAUAUGGACAGUCAAAGUGCUCCCAGUUUCGAGGCCCCUCGGUCUGAAGAUAGCCUUGACAUAAGACUCGAGCAACUUGUACAAGCUGUGCAGGAUAAAGCACCUGAUGUAGUGUUGCCGGAGCCUUCGACAUCGGCUCCUAGCGCAGCCGAGGUCUUUGCUCUUCCUUCCGCACCACCUUCUCUUUCUCGGUCUACUUCUGCAGGAUUUUCGCAGGCACUUCCUAUGGUCCCGGCCAGCGACCCGAUCGGUCCUAUCGCAUUGCCAGCUCUCCCACUUCCAGAUAUAACCUCUUUCUCCGAAGCGCCCUGCCCGCCAAGCGACGCGUUUCAACCCCCAAGAUCACCGACCCAGGCCCAGAAGGCAAACAAGAAUUAUGUCAAGAAGAAAGCCAUCAGAGAAAAGCUAUUGCAGGCCAUCGAGAGUGGGCAAACCCCCAUGUACUGCAACAACUGUGGUGCUAUUGAGACUCCCACAUGGCGCAAGAUUUGGUCUCAAGAGCAUGAGGGUGUCCCCGAAUUCACCGAGUUUUCGGACAAGCCUGGCAGAAUCACUGCCAUCCUGGUCUUGGAGCGAGAUGAUGAAGAUAAAGUCACCAAAUACCAGGUCAUCAAGAAAGGCUUGGCACCUCAUGAGGAUAAGUCAGAAUGGAAAUGGCAUAUGCUCUGCAAUCCCUGUGGUAUUUGGUUGUGUAAAUGGAAGGCGCAUCGGCCAUCGGAAAAAUGGGAGAAGGACAGAUCUCGACUCAGUCAACAAAGACGGCCUCGGGGUACUGGGCGAGCUCCUAGACCGCCCAGGACGAAGAAGUCGGAUUCGGCAAACCCGCUCAAUCCGACGUCUGAAGCUUACUUCACUACGGACCCCAUCGGGCCCGACGAUCGGGGCAUCUCGCCCAUGGAUGAGAGCAGAUCUCGCGGCAUCUCACAGGUCAGCAAUGCCAACGAAGCUUCACAGCGAUCAGUCUCUCAGCUAUCGAUGUCUCAACCGCCUGACUAUCAGGGCUCACGGCCAGCGUCGCCCGGGCAUGCCUCCAACCCGGGGUCUACCCACUCUCGAGGAAGCGGUACCGCCAAGAGCCCAAUCACCCUCGACAAUACCGACGUGGUGCAAGAUAUGGGUGGCACCCGACGGCUCCUAUUCCCUUCACCUCGAAAGGAAGGCGUUGCUAAGGUCCUGGGCGAGGUUGCCGUUAACAUCGUACAAACUGCGCCGGAACUGAACGUCUCGGCGGAAGCUGCACAAAACAAGGAGUCCACCGACAAGUCUAGCAAGGACGAGGCGCAGAAGGACACCGGGUCGAAUAAGGAGAACCUGGCUAUUCCUAAUGAUGACCUCGAAGAUCUGUUUCGGAGCCCCAUCGCUCGUCCGUCGACACCGCCCCCUCGGGAAAGGCCUGCUAACAGCGGCCCCUUCAAGACUCCCACUCGACCGACACCCAGCCAUCGUCCCAUCACUAGAAGCGUCACUAGGAGUGUCUCGCGGUCGCUGAGGUCGGGCGAUAUGCUUCGAUCACCCAUGGCUAUGCGCCGCACGCCUAUGAGGACUCCGCGGUCGGCUAAGGGCCAAAUCCGGAGGAGCCCUCGCCUGCAUCAUGAAGAGUUCUCUCAGAUGGAAAUGGCCUUGGAGGAGUACCUUUCAAACCAACCGGUCGACCACCAGUAUGACUCUGAUAUGCUAGAGGCUAUGAAUCGAGCAUUGGCGGAGUCCAUGAAUGCUCCUGGUUCAAGUUUUGACAUCACCAGUAUGAUGAUGGAUUCAGACUGUCAACUCGAAUUCGGUGAUCUGUUGGAUUCGCCAUCCAAGCCGACGCCGCGACCGACUCGGCAAACGAGUGAUUACGAGGAUUGGGAGACGUGGGAGAAGAACAUGCGUGAGCGCCAGGCGGCAGAUGAUGCCGCACGCGACUAG